Messenger RNA from Lagopus leucura (white-tailed ptarmigan), 3969 nucleotides. RefSeq names its product solute carrier family 22 member 2-like. Gene Ontology annotation, cellular component: membrane. The transcript is spliced from 14 exons. The record is from RefSeq and is a predicted model, not a curated record. NCBI's taxonomy places the organism in Eukaryota, Metazoa, Chordata, Aves, Galliformes, Phasianidae. Bases 1457 to 3121 code for a protein of 554 amino acids. Gene Ontology annotation, biological process: transmembrane transport.
UGCCAGGCUGCAGGCAGCCCGGGGCACAGAGAUUUAAAGAGCACGAAAAUACUGUCGGAGAGGAGGGGCGAGCCGUUUCCUAUUCAUCCUGAAUGUCAAGCAGAUCGAGUAAUAAAAGCAGUUAACUCCUUAGGGGUGAGUGAGGCACUAAUGCUGAUGUAAAUAUGUAGGUGCAAGGGCAAAGCGGUGAGUUAAUCGGAAAGAGCAGAGGCUGCUGCAGAAUGCAGCAGUGAGUGAUGCAGCCACUCAGCAGGAGAGAAAGUUGCCUCAGAGAGAACUGUGAAGUCUUUCUUCAGCAAACAGAAAUUUUCUCUCUCUGUCCAAGAGGUGCAACUCUACUCAGUGGAGCAUGUCCUUUCCCAGGCCUCCAAGAUCAACUUAGUUAGCUGCAGGCUAGCUUUGAGACAUGGGAAAAGUCAAUUUCAAGCAACGGGGUUUCCACCUUUUGGCAAUCCAUGAAAGCAAUGUACAAUACAUGUACUCAUCUCCCUCACUAUUUCCAUGGCUGUUAGACUAUUUUUACUAUCUGGUUCCAAGAACAAAUAGACAUAAGUGUAGUUCUAGGAACUAUAGAGCACUACAACCAGGGGGAUCUGUACUCAUCACAAGCACAGCAGCUGAAAUAGCAGAGAAAGACAGAGAUACAGGGAGAAAUGGGAAAGUCCAAGUGAGAAAGAAAAAACAAAGCAUGAAGGGAAAAGCAAAAAAGGAACAAAGAGGCACACACAGGAGAGGGAGAGAGCAGUGAGCACAACUGAGAUAGCCCAUGUUUAUGGACCAUAUUUAUAUUUAUUUUGAGCAUGUAUAAGCAAAAAGGUUAGAGCAGAGCAGGAAGACAUCCUCUAACUUACAGCCAAAGACCAUCCUCACAUUCUGCUGCCUCAGUGCAGAGAGUGGGAAUUCAGGUACCAAGGGCUGUUGAGAAACAGUACACUCCAAGGCCUGGAUGGCUGGCUGCACCACAACAGCUGUACGCUGCACCUGUCAUCUUCUGGAGAGCAUGAGGUUCUAGGCAUUCAGAUACCCCUCUGAUAAGGAGGGUCUGUGCCUCACUGACUUUAAUGCUACUCAGGAAACAGCAAACAUCUGCAUCUCUCUAAGCACUGGAGACCAGUAGAGGAGCUGCACUAUCUUUCUGUUCAGACUGUCAAUGACAAGAAAGGACUGUCUGGGAAUAUGAAGGUUGUGGGCAGCUUUGAAUGCAGCAACCACGAGAUAGUGGAGCUCAGGAUCUUACAUGGAAGAAAAAAGGCAAUAAGUGGAAUUGCAAUCCUAGACUUCAGGAGAGCCAACUUUGACAUCUUCAAGGACCUACUUGCAGGUAUCCCAUCGGUUACAGCAUUGGAAGGUUUUAAAUAAACACCUCAGCUGUGAUAUAAAAUCACGGUGAAGGUAAAAGCUGUGAAAAGCAACAGAGUUAGAUAUUUUAAUUUUUAAUGAGAAGCAAGAGAGAAAGAUGCCAACAUUGGAUGACAUUUUAGAGCACAUCGGAGAAUUUGACAGGUUCCAGAAACAAACCUUCUUCGCCCUGUGUUUGCUUUCUGCUGCCUUCACACCGGUCUAUGUGGGGGUCGUCUUCUUCGGGUUCACCCCCGAGCACCGCUGCUUCAGCCCUGGCGUGGCGGAGCUGAGCCAGCGCUGUGGCUGGAGCCUGGCGGAGCAGCUGAACCACACCGUUCCCGAGUGGGGCAGCCAUGGGGCCGCCUACAGCAGCCGCUGCAGCAGGUAUGAGGUGGACUGGAACGCAACGGCUGUCAGCUGCACCGACCCCCUUGGCAGCCUCGUGGGCAACCGGAGCUCUGUCCCACUUGGCCCCUGCCAAGAUGGGUGGGUCUACGACUACCCUGGAACCUCCAUAGUGACUGAGUUUAACCUGGUGUGUGAGGACUCCUGGAAGCUGGACCUCUUUCAGUCAUCUGUGAACGUUGGGUUCUUUAUUGGCUCUGUGAUAAUCGGCUACAUAGCAGAUAGGUUUGGUCGCAAGCUCUGCCUCUUGAUCACAGUCCUCAUCAAUUCUGUCUCAGGGGUUCUCGUGGCCUUCGCACCCAGCUACACGUGGACAGUGAUCUUUCGGUUGAUCCAGGGGCUGGUCAGCAAGGGGGGCUGGCUGACAGGCUACGUCCUGACUGCAGAAUUCGUUGGCUUAAGCUUCCGGAGGACAGUGGGCAUCAUCUACCAACUUGCCUUCACUGUGGGACUCCUCAUCCUCACUGCUGUGGCUUAUGUGCUCCCACGCUGGAGAUGGCUUCAGCUUGCUGUCACCCUGCCCAAUUUCUUCUUCUUACUCUACCACUGGUGUCUGCCCGAGUCCCCCAGGUGGCUAAUAACUCAGAAGCAAAAUGACAAAGCUAUGGAAGUUAUUAAGCGCAUUGCCAAGAGAAACAAGAAGCAGCUACCUCCCUCUUUCCAGAACCUCAAAUCUGAAGAUGAAGAUGGAGAAAAGCUGAAACCUUCAUAUCUAGACCUGGUCAGAACACCUCAGAUAAGAAAGCACACAUUCAUUUUGAUGUACAGUUGGUUCACAAGCUCCGUCCUCUACCAAGGGCUCAUCAUGCACAUGGGACUAGCUAGUGGGAACAUUUACCUGGAUUUCCUCUAUUCUGCUCUUGUUGAAUUCCCAGCUGCCUUCAUCCUCUUGUUAACAGUGGAUCGCAUUGGCCGUCGCUACCCAUGGGCUGUGGCAAAUGUGAUGACGGGUGGUGCCUGCCUUGUUACGGCAUUCAUCCCAGACACUCUCUAUUGGCUUAAAAUGACCGCAGCGUGCCUGGGCAGGAUGGGAAUUACCAUGUGCUAUGAAAUGGUUUGUUUGGUAAAUCCUGAGCUGUAUCCAACUUCUCUCAGGAACCUAGGGGUGCUGAUCUGCUCAUCCAUGUGUGACAUCGGUGGAAUCAUGACUCCCUUCAUUGUGUACAGACUGGCGGAGCUCUGGCACGAGCUGCCCUUGGUUCUCUUUGCUGGGAUUGCUUUUGUUGGUGGUGGCUUGGUCUUGCUCCUACCUGAGACGAAGGGAAAAACUCUACCUGAGACCAUUGAAGAUGCUGAAAACAUGCACAGACAAGAAAGAAGCAAGGAAAACACAAUUUAUCUUCAAAUUCUAACUUCAGAAGCUGUACCCAAGUAAGGCUCCACUUUUAUUCCAAACCUGCUUUCACCGGGCAGCAGUGGAGGGGCCAGCACAACAGCCCCCACCCAGCACUGAGGAAAGGACCAUGGAGACAUAGCCCACCCUUUUCCAGCUUGCUCUCUCACUACCACCAGCCACAGCCAUGGCAGUUGACUCCAUGGAUUUCCUAUUCAGGCUCUCACAGACCAUCUUCCACUGAAUUUCUCUAUUCAUCUUCUCAGUACUUUCACAUUUCCCCGGACAUUUGACAACAGUGACUUUUACAGCCCAGGCAGGACACUCAUGAAGUAAUGCUUUUUUCACACUUGCAGCUCAUUUCCAUAGCAAGCAAGAAUGUAUCUGUAGUUCCAACCCACCUCCACACUGCACUAAUUUUACAGGAAAGAAAGCAUGUAGAUAGUGGCUGAUUUAUGUCACUGCCUAUAUACACCCCUGAAAAUCUCAGUGCCCGAUGCUGAGCAGGCUCAGCUCCUACCACUUUAUAGCAAACACCUCUGCAGAACACGCUUAGGGAGUCCAUGAGUAUCCACUAGAACUUCCCACUUAGUUCUCCAGAAAAGGUGGAAUAAACCUGGUGAGGGGGAAGUCUAGUUCCAGACCAGUUUUUAAGCUUUGGCACCCCAGAAUUUGAUUAGCUACGAGACAAGCUGGAAAAUUAAAAGGAAGGGAAGAAAGAGCUGCAGGCAGAUGAGCCUUAGGCCGUGAUGUUCUGAGUGCUACUGCCCUAUCUUGUGGGAUCAGCGAUGGGACAAGGAGACAAAGCCUCAUCGCAUACAUCCACUGGGAGCAGCACAAGCAAUAAUACACCACAGCACUCUGUACAAUAAAGUCCUGUUGUUCUAAUA